Messenger RNA from Nomia melanderi (Alkali bee), 1273 nucleotides. RefSeq lists its product as uncharacterized. Gene Ontology annotation, cellular component: mitochondrion. Gene Ontology annotation, biological process: apoptotic process. Lineage: Eukaryota; Metazoa; Arthropoda; Insecta; Hymenoptera; Halictidae. The record is from RefSeq and is a predicted model, not a curated record.
GAUGGCUCUGAUCUGAUGACUAACGAUGAACAUGUGAGUGGAGGAGUUCUGCUGUUUGUAAAUAAAUAAUAAAUUAUAAUAACUCGACUUUUUCACAUUGAUUUAUAACAAUAUAUAUAUUACACUUACUGGUGUCUGUAUCUGAGUAUUUGUCUCCGAUUUCGUAGUAAUAAAAUCAACAAUAUACACGUUACAUUAUAUGUUAACGAUACAAUAAAGUUUCAAUAAAUAAUUAAUUAUGAUUUUGCGCCAAAUCGCCAGCAGAUUGCUGAAGAGGGCUGUUCCUGCACUGUACGCUACAAGUUUUAUAUUUAAUAAUCAAUCAGAAACAAAAAGACCUACAGUAGAAGAGAAAUUAAAUCUUGAACCUCCAGAUAUUAAGAAACUAACUGUUGAAUAUAUGAUACAACAGUCAAUAGUAGAUUCUAUAAAUAAUGCAACUCAAGCACUGAACAUUGCUUACAUGGCAGUAAUGAGAACAAGUAAUGAAUAUAAGAGUUUAUUAUGUUCACUAAUUUCUUUAACAAAGGAUACUUUAGAAUUUCAUGUUAAUGAUGAACAUUGGGACUUGAUAGUUGAAACAAGAUCAGAAGUACAAACUAAAAAGGAACAGUUAAACAAACUAACAGGGUAUGUUCAAUAUGUACAAAAAAUGGCAGUAGCAGCGUCGGAUCUAAGUUACCUUUCUGGAAUGGAUAAUUUGUGUUUCUCACUGACUAAACAAAUUGAUGAUGUCUUCAAAAGUAUGCAACAGGAAUCUGAGUUUAUUGCAACAUUAGAACAGGAGUAUUGUGAUAUACAAGAACAGUGCAUUAGGAAUUCAACUAAUUCAGACAAUAAGGAGUCUACUGAAUAAUUUGAGAGAAAUUUCAUUAUCUGCUCAAUGUUCAAAACUUGUUUAAAAUGUAUAUAAUUAUCAAUCAUUUUAAUAGAAAUGUUUAUAAUAAAAGUUAUUAAAAUAAUAACAGGAUUGUAUAACUGAAGAGAAUAAAGGAUAGUGAAAUUAUAUGCAGAUCAUUUAAAAGACUUUGGUUGCUUAGGCAUCAAGAUGUAUUGAUACAAUAUGUCUACCAGGUAUCAUUGCCAGACCAAGUGUUCUUGCUUCUGUGUGAUCCUCAGAUAAGAAUUCAGUACAUGAUCCUAAUAUCACAUUGGCAUCACGAUCAGUACAUAAAAAUGCUCCUAUUAAAACUCGACCAUCUGUCAUUUUUAUUCGCAAGUACCUACUCAGCCAUCCACGUAAUUUCUGUCUUGCAGGAGAAUCCUUUGUACU